Molecule: messenger RNA, 1059 nt
Organism: Pistacia vera
Lineage: Eukaryota; Viridiplantae; Streptophyta; Magnoliopsida; Sapindales; Anacardiaceae
Product: aquaporin TIP1-1-like
Exons: 2
Coding region: 94-849 (251 amino acids)
Biological process (GO): water transport; transmembrane transport
Cellular component (GO): plant-type vacuole membrane
Molecular function (GO): water channel activity
Source: RefSeq, a predicted model, not a curated record
UUUGAGAAGUGGAGACCUGUUACUACACAAAACUCCAGUGAGCUCUAAACUUCUCUCACUCACUCACGAUCUCUACCCUUGAUCUUGAUCAUCAUGCCGAUCAGAAACAUCGCCGUUGGCCAUCCCCAUGAGGCCACUCACCCUGACGCCUUAAGAGCUGCCUUAGCAGAGUUCAUCUCAACUCUAAUCUUUGUGUUCGCUGGUGAAGGCUCAGGCAUGGCCUUCAAUAAGCUCACUGACAAUGGUUCCACUACCCCGGCUGGCCUUGUUGCUGCCUCCCUUGCUCACGGUUUCGGUCUUUUCGUUGCCGUUUCCGUCGGAGCCAACAUUUCCGGUGGUCACGUCAACCCUGCCGUCACUUUCGGUGCUUUUGUUGGUGGCAACAUUACUCUCCUACGUGGCAUCCUCUACUGGAUCGCUCAGCUUCUCGGAUCCACCGUCGCCUGUUUGCUUCUUAAAUUCGCCACCAACGGCCAGACCACGUCAGCUUUUGCUCUAUCAUCAGGAGUUGGUGUAUGGAACGCAUUUGUUUUCGAGAUCGUGAUGACUUUUGGUUUGGUGUACACGGUGUACGCCACCGCAAUUGACCCAAAGAAGGGCAGUUUGGGAACAAUUGCCCCAAUUGCAAUUGGUUUCAUUGUGGGCGCCAACAUCUUGGCCGGUGGAGCUUUCGAUGGAGCUUCGAUGAACCCAGCUGUGUCUUUCGGGCCAGCUUUGGUAAGCUGGACCUGGAACAACCACUGGGUCUACUGGGCCGGUCCAUUGGUCGGUGGUGGGCUCGCUGGGCUCGUGUACGAGUUCUUCUUUAUUAACAGCUCACACGAGCAGCUGCCAACCGCUGAGUACUAAGCCAUGUAUGCAAAAAUCAAGGUGGCACGCGCGGCUUUUUCUCUUCCUGGUGUAUUUAAUUUGUUUGAGGGGUUCUAUUUCUAUUUUUAAAAUUUGGUGUUUAAUUUAUGAGCGUUGAUCUGUUUUCCAAUCAUCAUGAUCAUGAUCUUCAUCACCAUCACCGCUGUUGUUUUGCCCUGAAAUGUUUAGCUUUACCGUGUGAUUAUUGAA